Molecule: messenger RNA, 6963 nt
Organism: Penicillium expansum
Lineage: Eukaryota; Fungi; Ascomycota; Eurotiomycetes; Eurotiales; Aspergillaceae
Product: DNA polymerase III, clamp loader complex, gamma/delta/delta subunit, C-terminal
Exons: 13
Coding region: 1-6963 (2320 amino acids)
Biological process (GO): DNA replication
Cellular component (GO): DNA replication factor C complex; nucleus
Molecular function (GO): ATP hydrolysis activity; DNA binding; DNA clamp loader activity
Source: RefSeq, a predicted model, not a curated record
AUGGAUAUCCGGAAUUUCUUUGGCGGCAAGUCAAGUCAAGGCUCCAGCGACGCCGCCGCGAAGCCCGCGGCCAAAAAAGAGUCUACAAUGCAGGACUCCUCUGCCACAAGAAAGAGACGCAGCAGGAAAGUUGUGGAUGACAGUGACGAAGAAGAAGAUGUAGCACCUACCAAAGCACCCGCCAAAGCGAAGUCCAAGAGUCAACCAAAGCCGGAAGAGACUAAGGAAGAACCUACAACUACCUCCGACUAUUUCGCCUCCAGUAAGAAGAAGACACGACCUGCCAAAACGACCGAGCAAGCUCGGCCCGAUAAAGCCAAGAUUGUUGCCGAAAGCUCCAAACCGAAAAAGGCUGCCGAAGAACCUGCAAUCAAAGGACGAACCGCAACCCGGGGAUCAACAAAGCAAGCCAAAAACAUCAUUGAGGAUGAACACCUCGGCGCCGAUGACAUUUUUGCAACUGAAUACGGAAAGGCCGGUAAAGGAGACGACGCUUAUGUGGCUGGGGAUGAUAGCGAUGAGGACAGUGACUUCGAAAUGCUCGAAGUGAAGCCAGUCGCCGCAGCAGCGAAGAGGACACAGAAGAAGCCUUCUUCUCGCGAUGAUGAGGAUGAUGUAGUCAUGGAAGAUCUCCCCAAGAUUCCUGUCCCGAAGGCUCGACCUGGCCGCAAGCGCAAAUCUGAAGCUCUCAUCGACGAGGAUGAAGAUGGGGACUACCAAGAACCUAAAAAUGAAACGAAAAAGGCAGCCCCAAAGUCUAAGGCCGCGGCAUCACCGGCUGCGAAGAAGCAAAAGGCUAGCCCUAAAAAGGCCAAAAAGGAGGACAAAAUAGAGAGCAAAGAGCUCCAAGAUAUCUUCGACAGCAUUCCUACCAUUGACGCCCCAGAACCUCCUAAGGGAGAGCCCAAGAAAUUCAAAUUUGGAGCACAACAAAGCCGGGACCCGGCAAUGACUGGGACUAAGGAAAUGCCCGUUGGUCAAGAAAACUGCCUUGCUGGUUUGGCGUUUGUUUUCACCGGUGUUCUGGAAUCCCUCGGUCGCGAAGAGGGUGCGCAAUUGGUGAAGAAGUAUGGAGGCAAAGUUGUGGGGGCUCCUAGUUCUAAAACGAACUAUGUGGUCCUCGGAUCUGAUGCCGGCCCAAAGAAGCUCGAGACUAUUGCGAAGCACAAGAUCAAGACCAUCAACGAGGAAGGUCUCUUUGAAUUGAUUCGACGACUGCCUGCCAACGGCGGUGAUGGAAAGGCAGCUGAGAAAUACGCCGAGAAGCUGAAAGCCGACGAGGCCAAGGUCCGUGCCAUGGCGGCCGAAAUCGACGCAGAAGAGAAGAAACGAGAAGAGCAAAAGCGAAAGACAACCGCGGCUCAAGGACCCAAGACCGCCGCUACCGCGUCUCAGACGCCACCAAGCUCACAGCCCGCAUCAUCCGGUGAUCUCUGGACCACGAAGUAUGCCCCGACAUCGACCAGUAUGAUAUGUGGCAAUAAAGGUGCUGUGGAAAAGAUUCAGAGCUGGUUGCGGAACUGGCAUGUCAAUGCUCAGGCCGAUUUCAAAAAGGGUGGUAAAGACGGCUCGGGGACAUAUCGUGCCGUCAUUAUCCAUGGUCCCCCGGGAAUCGGCAAAACUACAGCAGCCCAUCUCGUGGCGAAGCUGGAAGGAUUCGAUGUCGUGGAGACCAACGCCAGUGAUACCCGAAGUAAGAAGCUUGUCGAGAGCUCUACCUUGGGCGUCUUAGAUACAACAUCGUUGCAAGGAUAUUUCGCCGGACAAGGCAAGCAAGUGGAGAGUGAAAAGAAAAAGCUCGUCCUCAUCAUGGAUGAGGUUGAUGGCAUGUCUGCCGGUGACCGUGGAGGUGUGGGAGCCGUGGCAGCAAUUGUCAAGAAGACCAAGAUUCCAAUCAUCCUUAUCUGCAAUGAGCGAAAGCUUCAAAAGAUGAAACCUUUCGACUUCAUAACCUACGACGUGCCAUUCAGACGCCCAACUGCUGAGCAAAUUCGGGCAAGACUCUCCACUAUUUGUUUCCGAGAAGGCCUCAAGAUUCCGCCUCCUGUGCUCGACGGCCUCAUUGAAGGAACACAUGCCGAUAUUCGCCAGGUCAUUAACAUGCUUUCCACUGCAAGGCUGGAUCAGAAGGGUCUCAGUUACGACGAAGGCAAGCAGAUGUCGAAGUCAUGGGAGAAGAAUAUCAUCCUCAAGCCGUGGGAUAUUGUCGGGAAGAUUCUUAGCGCCCAGAUGUUUUCCCCGAGUUCCACUUCUACUCUGAACGACAAGGUCGAGCUUUACUUUAAUGACCACGAGUUUAGUUACCUAAUGCUUCAGGAGAACUACCUCAAGACCAAACCCGCUCUUGCGGGCAAAUAUCACGGCCAGGAACAACGAUUGAAGUCGCUUGAAUUGCUGGAUAAUGCCGCCUCGAGUAUCAGUGACGGUGACCUCGUCGACCGCAUGAUCCACGGUACCCAGCAGCAAUGGAGUCUUAUGCCCACCCAUGCGAUCUUCAGCUUUGUGCGGCCAGCCAGCUUCCAGUACGGAAACAUGAAUGAGCGGCCUGCCUUUACUAGCUGGCUGGGCAACAACAGCAAACAUGGCAAACUAUCUCGAUAUGUCAAGGAAUUACAGGGCCACAUGCGUCUUCGUACCUCAGGUAACCGCGACGAGAUCCGUCAGCAGUACAUGCCCUUGCUCCAGGAGAAGAUAAUACGCCGGAUGAUGGACGAAGGCAAGGACUGUGUUGACUCGGUCAUUGAUCUCAUGGAUGAAUAUUAUCUUACUCGCGAGGACUUCGAUUCUAUGCUUGAACUAGGGCUCGGCCCAAUGGACGAGUCUAAGAUCAAACUUGAGACACAGACCAAAGCUACCUUCACGCGUCUGUACAAUUCGCGUUCGCACCCCAUGCCAUUCAUGAAGGCCAGCAAUGUCGUGGCACCUAAGCAGGCAAAGAAGGAGAGACCUGAUAUUGAAGAUGCCAUUGAAGCAUCUGAUGAAGAAGAAGUUGUUGAAGAGAUCAAGAACGAGGAUGAGGAAGAACUUGAUCUGAAGAAGGACAAGUAUGUGAGCUUGCCCAAGAAAAAGAAGGCGCCGGCCAAGGGCAAGAAAGCGAAGAAGGCCGAUGAUGAAGUUGAUGCUGAUGAGGAAAAGCCGAAAAAGGCUCCUUUUGCUAUCUCGAAUCUUGUUCGGUGUGGAUCUCCUCCUGCAGCCAAGAUGACCGUUGUCUCUGGAUCUGAUGGCUCUGACGAUGUCACACUGAGUUCUCUGGAUACUAAGGGUCUAAAUACCCCGCACAGAACACUCCUUCCGAAGGUUCAAACCACGCAUCAUGCUCUCGUGCUUAGACCUGCUCCAUUUACGGAACCACAAGUCGAAGAAGUUCAUAUCCCGUCUCUGCUUCCAGGAAGUGUUCUUUUGCGUAUGCUCGCAACGCCGCUCCACCCAUACAGCAAGCUUAGCUUUGAGUUUUACAGCCAUGGGAGAUCUCCUCAUGAAAAGCCAUUUAUUCCCGGUUCAAGUGCAAUUGCUCGUGUGAGCCAGGUCGGUGACGAUGCGACCACUUUGAAGGUUGGUCAACUAGUCUUCUUUGACUCAGUCAUGAAAGGAAGGGAUAGCCCAGAGACCAUUCGAUUUUCCAAUCCUGUAUAUCAUGGAUUUGACCCCCAUAGCGUGGAAAUCAUAGCCUCCAGCGGCUUCGCAGAUGGCUCAUAUGCGGAGUUCAUGAGGGCACCACUUGAGAACUGCUAUCCAUUGGAUGAGGCUAAGUUGAUGGGAGAUCCGAGAAAAUGGGGCUUUGCAUAUACCCCAGAACAACUUUGUGUGAUUGCCACAUUUCUCAGGCCUUUCGGUGGACUCACUAGCAUUGAUUUGAAACCCGGUGAAACGGUGUUGAUUUCUCCGGCCACUUCUACAAACGGCGUUGCUGCUUGCAUGGUAGCUUUGGCUAUGGGUGCAAAGGUUGUAGCUUGGUCUUACGAUGAUGCUAAGCUCGUGCGUCUCAAUCGGAUCCUAUCAAUCACUCGCAACGAUGUCCACAACAUUAAAACGUUCGGACCGAUGGAUGCGUUCCUGGAUAUUUCCCCUCCAGGAGCCCGAGGAUCUUUCCAUCUCAAAUCCGGCAUUAUGUCGCUCAGGCCUGGAGGCCGGGUGAGUCUGAUGGGUGCAUAUCAGGACCUUGAAAUCCCAAAUGUCUUUGUCACGCGUUGCAAUAUCACAUUGAAGGGAAACUGGAUGUAUGAGCGAAAGGAUGUUCUUGCACUGAUCAAGAUGGUAGAGAAGGGCAAUCUUCGCCUGAGAGAAGAGGACGGAUGCUACGUUGUCGGCGAAUUCGGUCUAGAUCAAUGGAAGGAGGCAUUGGCGGCAGCCACAAUAAUUGAUUCGCCAAGUGUUGUUACUACAUAUGUCCUCGUGAAAGCCAGGAAGAUGUCUCUUCUUCACAAUGAAGACUUUACGAUCUGGCAAUUACGCUCCUCAUAUCUCUCAACAAUCAAAGAUGGAAUCGGGGACCGACUUAUCAACGUCAACGACUCCGUCCUGAAUACACCUGGCUUCCGCGCGGCGGGCUGGUCAACCGCUGCUGCGUACCCCAACACACACAGCUCCUCCCACUUGAAGCGCACUUACUCCCCACCGAUUCCAACAACGGCGAACGUUUCGUCCGAAUAUUACAGGCUAGCAGAACGAAAUGCCAAACCCCAGCGCCACGAAUUGCAAGGCCUCGGCCUGGAAGACGGCGAGGAUGAUGGUGGCAUGGUGACCGGCAAGAGCCACACGGACAUGACCGCGCGGCGAAAUCACGCACGCAGCGGAAAGAAGAAAUCUCGACGGGAAAGGCAACAAGAGGUCCAGAGACAAGCGGAAGCAGAGGACGACGAUAGCAGCGACCUGAGUGAUGACAGCGACGACGAUGGGGACAACGUUGGCAGUGCUGUUGAUCAGAUCAAAUUCGACAAGAUGCCCAUCCGCCGAGAUCGAGCCGACUCCUCUCCAAGGCGUUCAGUAGACCAGACGGAACGACCAGAUGUCAUGAUCACAUCUGCGUCAACACAAAGCAUUGCAAAUCAAUAUCGCCAAGUAAAACCACGCCCCCGUCGAGAUACAACUACUAGCAGUGAUCUGUCGACGGAUAACGAAACCGACCUUAAAGGCUACAAACAAGGACAAGUUCAAUUCUCCGCGAGUGACCAGGUCGUCGAGUAUUCGCGCAGGCGGCGCGAGCGAACCGGCAGUCGAGGCGCAGAGAGCCUUGCCCUCGGAGAACUUCACGAAGAGGACGAGGACGAGGACUCCGGUGCUGAGUCUGUUGGGUCUGCAAUUUCCUCUGAUUUCGACAAUACGGCUGGAUCUGGCUCCUUGCUGCUGGCAGGUGUGCCGGGCGGUUUGAAUUUGUCCUCGCCCAUGGCUAUGAUGAACAAUUUACCCUCUGGCACAGGACCGCAGAAUAAUUCACCGCGCAAGCAUCGCACUCCAGCUCCUGCACUGCAAGAUCUUCCCCCGCCACGGCCUAUCAGCAUGAUACAGCCGGUCAGCUUAUUAACCAGCCAGCUUACGUCCCGCAAGCGAGCACCAAGCAAUCCAGUGGAUAAAUUCGUGGUGCUCUCUGGGCGGGGUCAAGAGGACUCGUUGUAUUUGAAGAUCUACGUUCCUUUUUCAAGCGACCCCGAAGACCCGCUGGAUCUGCCACUUACACGCGAGUCUAAGCUUGCAGAACAGCCUGCACAAGUGACUGUUGCUGAAACGAUUGGUCUUGCCCUAUGGAAAUACUCGGCGGACGCUCGCGGCCCACCAAUUAAUCGCGAAAAUUUGACUGUGAACCGAUGGACGCUACGGAUGGUCGAUGAUGGUGAAGUCGAAUAUGACUUCCCAGCGCUUGGGCGGACACUUCCAAUGACAGAUUUCACCUCAAACAACAACCAAUCUGCCAAGUCCCGAGGACGGUCAAGGGGCAAACCGUACGAUGAAUUCGCACUGGUUGAAGCAUCGAAAUCGGAGUUUGAAGAGAACGAACGGCUAUAUCCACAAUUCAGUUCAAGCAUUGGGUCAGAAGUGGCAGAUCAGCCGGCGAGUCUUGCAGUACCAGGGACUCAACCCGCUGCACAGAAAAAGACCCCUCAAACCACACCAGCCCGAGCAAACCCUAUCCUAGGCCAGCCAUUCUCGUCUGCGCUCAACCACAGCACACUUACUCCUGCUGACCGCCCCGUGGUACCUAUCUCACAUGCCACUCCCCGUCUUGGUGUUUCUAAGACAUUGAAGAUUCGUUUCAUCAAUAUGGAGGCUUCCGCACAUAUCAUGACCAUCAACACAUCUACCGAUAGCUAUAUCGCGGAGAUCCUCGACUCGGUAUGUAAACGAUGGGGCCAGGACAAGGGCAACUACCUCUUAAAGGUGAUGGGGUCGAACACGAUUGCACCACUUGACCGCACAGUGGAAGCAUUGGGCAGCAUCACAGAACUUGAUCUAGUGCGUCGUCGCUUCGGCGGCGGGCCCCUCGCACUCGGAACCUCACCAGGCAGCUCAUCACCAAACGCGCCUUUGAUGGUGGAAACCGCCGAUCCGACAGCCUCCAAGAAGAACAAAAAGGAGGCCAAGAAGGGCGCCCAGCGCAUGUUGCCCUCAUCUUCCCAGAAACAAGACCACCUCGGCGGGUAUUACCGCCGGUACCACGUCUUCCGCAAACAGCCCAUGUCUUUCACAGCAUCCAACCAUCGCAUCCUCACGUUUGAGAAUGAUUACAUGCAUAUCGUGCCCGGUGAUACGGGGAAAACAGCGUCUGGUGGUAAGACUCGGUCAAUUAGCUUCAGCGACGUGAUCGGAUCCAAGGUCAGCCGACGGCACCCCAAGAGCUUCCGGGUGAUGAUCGUGCGCGGCAAUGAUGCCACCGAGCAGAAGCGCUAUGACUUUGAAGCAAGGAGUACCAAUGAGGCCGUGGAGAUUGUGGACGAGAUCAAGAAGAACAUGGCACAUUAUCGCAUUUGA